AUGAUUUGCUGCAGGUUGCAGAAGGAAGUCAUUCCUUUGGGCAGUUUUGAGGCCUAUGUUGACAAAACCUUCGACACAGAGGCUCAAAGGGUCCAUUUGAUGGAGGGUGAUUGGUUGGAGUUUACUUUUGAGCCUUCGUGUGGAUUUUUCCUUUCGCAAAACAUGUGCCUCAGGAAGGUGUAUGCAGCAGCCUUCAAAACAGGAGGGUGCUUUCUUCGACCAUAUAUGCUCGGAUUUCGCCGAGACUUUGGGUACAGCUCGAUGUGUGAGCCAGAGCAGAUGAUUUUGCUUGCGCAGCUGUUCUUGCAAGAGGGGUUCCGGACUGACCCAGAUCUUGGUGGGACGGAGAAGAUCACGAUAUGUGACGAGAUGGAACCAUUUGCAGCUGGAUUUGUCAAAGGCUGGAGGAGGUCCACUACUUUUUUGGCAGUUCUUGCUGGCCUGAAAGCCUUGGAGAUCAAAGCAGAAGACAUUCCAAAACAAUUUGCUGCUUCUUCGAAGACAAUUCAUUGCACAGUGGGAAACUUCAGUUCCAUCAGAGAGCAGAUCUUCGCCAACCGUGGCAUCACCCUUGCCAGCACUCAGACAAGGAAGGCACCUCACGCCUUCAAUUUCUUGAGGCAAAUUGAAUGCCUGUCCAGGGCUGGCUACGGAGGAGCAAGUGCCCAGUUUGAAGCUGAUUGGCAGCAAUCCAUUGACUGGUCCAACAGCACAGCUGUUUGCAAGGCCUUCCAGAUAGGUAAAUGGGAAGGCGCAGCUGUCAGUUGUUUGCAGGCAAACGUGGAGCCAGCCAUUGUGUCCAUGCUCAGGGACUGCGUUUCAACGCGCGGCAUGCGCUCAUUCAUCUCCCACGAAGUCGUGGGUCGAGGAUGUUUCAACACAGGGUGGACUAGUGCCUCGGGAAACCAAGAGAGUUGGCACUCACAGCUCACCAACGGGCAGGACGGGGCGCUGGUGAAGUUGUUCACCCAGAGGUAUUGCCAUGACUGGGAUGCGCUCACAGAUGGCAUGAAGCGUCAGUGCACGUACAAAGAAGCGGUUUCCUUGCAUCAGGUGACGGGAUUGUUCUUGCAUUUCCUGCAGACUCUUGAAACAUAUCUUCCGAGUGGGCAGUAUCCAGCUGCUCGGGAGAAGUUGACUGGGAUGUUUCUACUUGGUGGACUGGAUGCUGAACUUCAGCUCCAGGGCGAGACCACGGUUCCUCCAGGUGAUGUGCGAGCUAUUGGCGCCUUCAGGAACUUGAUUUCGAGCCACGAGUCGCAGCAGGCCAGUGUGCAAGAAGAGCGCGCCCGUGAACGUGAGCUGAAGGUCCGGCAAGCCACGUUGGAGCAAAUCAAGGGCCAGUUGGAAGAUGACAUCAAACGGCUCCGUGAUACACUUCCAAGCAAGCAGGCGCAAACCGUUGAGACGGCUUUGGAUAUGAAAUACCUGAAGGAUCGGCAAGCGAAACAUGUUGGUGCACACAGUAGGAAGGGGUUUGAGUUUGUCGCAGAGUGGAUGCGGAAGAAUUGCCGGGUGGUCUUCAUUUCUGUCAAGGAUGAUGGCGAAGGUUCCAGCAUGAGCAAUACCCUGAGUGAGUUUUCCAAGUACAUCGCAGAGCGUGGCAACACUACGGGGACAACGCAUGUGAUUUGCUCCAUUGACGCAACCCUGUGGCCAGCCAGCAACCAGUACAUGCUGGACAGCGUGAGUUUGAUGCAGAACGUGUGCGCGCUUGGUCCGCAGAAUGUUGGCUUGGUGCAGAACCCAGUUUUUCAUGCAGGCACCACGAUGCAAGCGCUUGUCAAGCAUUCCCGCAGAUUGGAGGACGCGCUCAUGAAGAGCGAGCUUGACAUCACGCAAAGAGUCACUCUACUCUUUCAGAAGGAGGCUGCCCGUCAAGGGAGUGACAAAAGGCCUCUGACACAGGUCGCAGUGAGUCCGGUGGCAUCGAAAGCAUGCAAGUGGAGCGACUGCGAGGUUCAUCAGACUGGGCUUGUGGGACCCCUGAAGGGCGUUGCUUGUCAUCGGAUGAUCGUGGAGGGCUUUUUGCGCGGCAUGAGCUUCAACUGCGAUCACGACACGGUGGUGCUGUUUGAUGUGUAUGCUGAGUUCAGCAAAGCGAUCGUGGAGAUGACGCUUGAGGGGAAGAAGCCAGAUCAGCCAGACUUGAUUUACUACGGCGUCUUCAGAGACGAUUCAGACAGGCCUGGGGCAAGUCAGAUCCACAAAAAGGUGUUGCAUGACAUCGAAAGCAAAAUCUUCCAGCAUUGGGAUGGAUUGUCGUCUUCGCCUUCAAAGACUCGACCAAAGUCGCAGCCAAGCAGGCUUGUGAGCGGGCUGACUUUGAUCAGCUGCACGGAGCAAGGCCCCAUGUGGCCAAGCUCCCUCAACUCCAAGUUUGCGGCUGGUUCACCUGAAGCAAAGGAGUUGGAGACACUGAUGAAGGAGUUUAAUACAGAGUUCCCACCGCCAUCGAACACGAACACCUCAUCCGGAACUACUGCGACUACUCCUGCUUCUACCACGCAGCGAGCCAGCGGCCAGCCUGACUUCUCAGUCGACGGAGGAAAAGAACCUCUCGACGUCACCCGGGUCGUGGAUCUGUUGGUGGAAGCCCCACCACCUCCUGAUCAGAGGCUUUGCUGCGUGAAUGGACGGGCUUCCAAACCCAAUGUGCUGGUGGACAAGCACUACAAGAUUUGGAUUGGGAACCCUGGCGACCAGGAGGCAAGCUACAGCGGAGAGAUCUUUGGAUUUAACACCGGGUCCUUUGAGUACAAGGUGAUCAACCAUACGUCCAAGAGGGACGCCUCAGGCAUAGCGUUCCGUUUGACCACGGACACGGACCUCAUUGUGCACGACAAGGUUGUUCUUCCAUUUUGCAAGUUUUUGCACAAUGCUGCCGUGAAACAUGGACUGGCUGACGUGACCUUGACGGACCACCUGCUCGAGCCGAAGCUCCAUCCGGCUGUUGAGGGUGAACAAGAACAGCUACCUGUGAGUUUUCGAUACAAUGUGCGUCCUGCCGCAUCCAUGCGGACAAAUGUGUUCAAAGCCAACCCGUUGCAGCAGAAUGCUGAUGUCAAGUUCAACAACCUUGGUGCCAUCUUUGUGGGGAAGUGGCAGGAUCUCCCAGAUUCAAAGGUGUUGGAUGUACUUUGGGAGGCUGGCGGGUCGUUGGAAGGCGUUCUAGGCGCAACCGACACAUUAAGGCUAGUUCAGAUGCAAGGCAACAAAAUUGUGCCUACGAAGCCGAAGAUGCACCUCACCGCUGUCGUCACUGUCCCGCCCAAUUCAUGGGUCCAACUGCCGUGA
This is a messenger RNA of Durusdinium trenchii, 3297 nucleotides long. NCBI's taxonomy places the organism in Eukaryota, Dinophyceae, Suessiales, Symbiodiniaceae. The record is from the annotation of a GenBank genome assembly.